Molecule: messenger RNA, 1171 nt
Organism: Phanerochaete carnosa HHB-10118-sp
Lineage: Eukaryota; Fungi; Basidiomycota; Agaricomycetes; Polyporales; Phanerochaetaceae
Exons: 6
Coding region: 13-996 (327 amino acids)
Source: RefSeq, a predicted model, not a curated record
ACUAGUACCUGCAUGCUGCGCGCAGUCCCAAGACCGCCUCUUCCCCCGCUGCGGACGAACUAUUCUGACGCAGGCAGUAUGCUCGUUACUCCGGACACAACCAACCCGCCUACCAUCCGAGAGGGUGUAUACGAGAUCAAGGACUCCGUGUCAGGCCAGUACUUGAAUUCGGUCGAGGCGUCUGUGUACAAUAGGCUGUGCGACGAUGUCCUGGUAUUGCAGGACAGGGCCUCGAGGUACGGCAAGUGGGAGAUAUCUCGCGUUGGUCAGGGAUACACGAUCAAACAAGUAUCUAGCGGACUGUAUUGUGCGAUAGCGGACGGCGACCAGCUUCAGUCGCAGACGGUGGUCCUGUGUCCAGUGCCCACGGUCUGGGUUAUUACUUUCACAGACCAUACAACCCAGGCAGUCAGGGUUGCAUGGUCUAUCUCCAACUACUGUUGGGAUACUCCGCCCAGCGGACAGGGUCGUCUAGUGAGUCUUGGAAAGGUGCCCAACGACCCCGCGAAGGCUGCGGCCUUCGUGACAUGGUACCUGGAGUCUGUUGGGCCCAACCACAACCUAGGCCCAAUACCUCCUGGGGUAUACGCGCUGCAAAACCAGGCCAGCGGAACCUAUGUUAGUUUGUCGCCAGACAACAAGACGGUGAGCUGCUGGCCCGAGAUCAAGCUCGAAAAGACUGGUGUUAGGCUGUGGGAGAUACUACCUCUUGGAGAUGGAUACUCGAUAAAGCUACACAGUACGGACAAGUACGCGACGUUGCAGUCCGGCAUGGGCUACAGGUCGAAGGUGACUGUCUCGAAGCUGCCUGCAGCAUGGAGAAUCGUCCCUGCGGACAGCCCUCUGUUGGCGAAUGAAGGAUACGUACAGAUAUUCUGGUCAGACACCGAGAUCUGCUGGGAUCUGUCUGGGUAUGGGCGCAAGGCGGCUGGUACUCCGGUUGAGGUCAUGUUCAACAAGGACUAUCAAGCUUGCCGGCUGUUCAAGCUCCUAUGAGACCGUCUGGCCUUCCGCCUUUACAUUUUCCACCUACCUGUUUCCCCCUUCAUCCUUGUGAAAGGUCCAUCUGGACUUCCAGCUUGGCCCUUUCUGCUCCUCGCUGUGUUUUUUCUGUCGCUAGAUAUUGUAUUAUGUAUAGUGCUGUGCAAUCAGUAUGUCCGCUGUGUGAAUU